This is a messenger RNA of Priapulus caudatus, 2708 nucleotides long. Its product is annotated as anoctamin-1-like. Gene Ontology annotation, cellular component: plasma membrane. Gene Ontology annotation, molecular function: chloride channel activity; protein dimerization activity. The record is from RefSeq and is a predicted model, not a curated record. NCBI's taxonomy places the organism in Eukaryota, Metazoa, Priapulida, Priapulimorpha, Priapulimorphida, Priapulidae. Gene Ontology annotation, biological process: chloride transmembrane transport.
GUUCAUUCACUGUGCGGAGAGCUAUCAUUCUUCAACAUUCCCACUUUGAGUAGGACCUAUAGCAAAAAAUGUCCGAUGGUGACUACUUCAUGACGUCACAGGGCAGCAUGAGGGCAGUCGACCCGUCUGAAUCGGAGGUGAUUGAGCUUCACGACGUCGAUAAUCAGCCCGAUGAACAGGAGCUGCUCGCUGCCGGCACGACGUCCGACUCACAAGAUAUCACUCCCAAUAACGGGCACAAGAGUCUGUUUUUCGAGGAUGGUAGGAGAAGGAUAGACUUUAUGCUGUGUUACAAGCCAGCAGAGGACAGCUCCAUGGACAUGAGGAGAAUUUAUGAGAGGAACCUGCGGGAGGAGGGACUGGAGCUGGAAUAUGAUCACAAGGGACUUCCAGGAGUGGACUUUGUGAAGAUUCAUGCGCCGUGGGAGGUGCUGAGUCGCUACGCAGAGAUCAUGAAGCUGCGUGGACCGAUGAAGGAGGUUAAGCGAGAAUACAUAGAGGAUGAGGUUGAUGCAUUGUUUCCAAACCAGGCUCCAGAGACUGUGGCUGAGGCAUCAUACUGGUACAACCAGGUGACCGCCUACGUGACAGCAAUGUUCAGCGCACUGUUGUCUGUGUUCCUACUGGACCCGGUCGCCGUGCCUACAUGCGAAAAGAAGUUUACCUGCGUUUACUCCAGGGAUAAGGAAUACCUGUUUGGUAUUCCGGAAAACAAAGGUGACUUCUUUAGUCCAUCACAGAGAAGUCUCAUUGUCGAUUUUAUCCUGCGCAGGAAGAAAUUCAGUGAUGAACCGGACAACUUGUUUGCUAUAGGACUGGAGAAGCUGUUGUCAGAUGAAGUUUACUAUGCUGGUUACCCACUCCACGAGGGAGGCUUCCGCUGUGUAGACUCACCGAACACGAGGAAGAUGUUCUAUGAACAAUGGGCUGCCUACAAGAAGGUGCACAAAUACCAGCCAAUUCACCACAUCAGGAACUACUUUGGAGAGAAGAUUGCGCUAUAUUUUGCGUGGGUUGGCUUCUACACUUUCAUGCUUGUGCCUGCUGCCAUAGUGGGUGUGAUAUGCUUCAUCUACGGCCUGGUAACCAUGGGCACAGACACACCGAGCAAGGAGAUCUGCAACGCGGAUUACAACAUCACCAUGUGCCCACUGUGCAACCAGCUGUGUGAUUACUGGAAUCUGUAUGAGACAUGCAACCACGCGCGUGCCAGCCACAUGUUUGACAAUGGCGCCACGGUAUUCUUCGCUGUCUUCAUGGCUCUGUGGGGCACGAUAUUCCUAGAGUUGUGGAAGCGAUAUAUGGCCAAAAUCACGUAUGAGUGGGACCUCAUUGAGUGGGAGCAUCUUGAGGAACAUCCGCGGCCAGAGUUUGUCGCAAAGCUUGCAGCGUCCCGUCGGAAAAGAUUGAACUUUGUCACGCAAAUCCUUGAGCCAUACAUCCCCUUCUGGAGUGGCAAGGUCCCACGCUAUGUCUUCUCGCUAUCCAUGGUUCUCUUUCUGAUAGCCUUGGCGAUGGGUGCUGUCAUCGGAGUUAUUGUUUACCGGAUCUCUGUGCUUGCUGCAUUCGCCUUCAGUAAGGACUUCCUUCUACGAAAGAACGCCACUCUCAUCACGGCAGUCUCUGCAGCAACCAUUAAUCUCAUAUGUAUCAUGCUGCUAAAUAUGGUCUAUGGAAAGGUAGCACACUACCUCACACGGAUGGAGAUGCUCAGGACACAGUCAGAAUUUGAUGACAGUCUAACAUUAAAGUUAGUCCUGCUGCAGUUUGUCAACUACUUCUCAUCAAUCUUCUACAUUGCCUUCAUUAAGGGCAGGCUAGCUGGUUACCCGGGCGAUCCUGCGAAGAUCUUGAGCUUCAGGCAGGAGGAGUGUGAGCCGGGAGGCUGCCUCAUUGAGCUGUGUAUCCAGCUAGCUAUCAUCAUGCUCGGCAAACAGUUCAUCAUGAACAACUCCAUCGAGAUCGCUCUGCCACGCAUCAUGCGUUUUGUGAGACGCAUCAUGUUCAAGGGAGAUGUUGAUGAUGAGGCACGACAGAAGCAGUGGGUGCGAGAUUUCAGACUCAUUGACAUGGGCCCCAAUGGACUCUUCCCAGAAUACCUUGAGCUGUUGCUACAGUUUGGGUUUCUCACGGUGUUUGUGGCGGCUUUCCCACUGGCACCACUGUUUGCACUCAUCAACAACAUCCUGGAGGUUCGCAUCGAUGCUGACAAGAUGGUCACUCAGUACCGUCGCCCAAUAGCUACCCGUGCCAAGGACAUAGGAGUCUGGUUUAAUCUCCUAGAUGCAGUGGCAAAGCUGGCUCUCAUCUGCAAUGCCUUCGUGAUAGCGUUUACGUCAGACUUCAUCCCACGCCUCGUCUACACGAUCACGCAGUCUCCUGACGGCGGCCUUACUGGCUACGUCGUCUACAGCUUGUCAGAAUUCGACACAGCCGACUUUGCCAACAGCUCGGCACCAGACAAUCCAUUGUCCCUCGGCUACCCUGUCUCCAUCUGCAGGUAUAAGGAUUACAGGUACCCACCAACGUCGGAUAAGCCCUACAGACACACCGAGCACCACUGGCACGUGUUCGCAGCCAGACUUGCAUUUGUCGUCGUGUUUGAGAACGUGGUCGUCGCGGUAACGAUCCUCAUCCGCUGGCUCAUCCCCGACAUUCCACAGGAUGUGCUGGAGAAAAUGCGACGUGAGAAGUACAUUCGCAACCAC